Molecule: messenger RNA, 1937 nt
Organism: Coccomyxa subellipsoidea C-169
Lineage: Eukaryota; Viridiplantae; Chlorophyta; Trebouxiophyceae; Coccomyxaceae
Exons: 10
Coding region: 43-1590 (515 amino acids)
Biological process (GO): L-arginine biosynthetic process
Cellular component (GO): cytoplasm
Molecular function (GO): L-glutamate N-acetyltransferase activity, acting on acetyl-CoA as donor
Source: RefSeq, a predicted model, not a curated record
CUUGACAGGUCGGAGCAUGGCAAAUUUGUCCAUUUCUUUCGGAUGGCAUCACCCUAUAUUGAGGGCCAUAGAGGACGGACAUUCGUCAUCGUCCUGCCAGGAGAGGUCUUCCAAGAAAAAGAUAAUCUGCACUGUUUUCUGGAAGAUGUCUCCCUUCUGCACGCAGGUCUUGGAAUAAGGUUAGUGAUCGUGGUGGGCCAUCAGCAACAGAUAGAUGAGCGACUCAAACAGCAGGGCCUGGAGCCUCGGUUUGUUGGUGGAUAUCGUGUCACGGACGCUACCGCCCUCAGAGCAUCUGCAGAAGCUGCGGGACUGACUCGCAUGGAGGUGGAGGCGCACCUGAGCAGAGCUCUGUCAGUGCCUGUGGUGCGGCGGCAUGCGCGCGGUGGGGCUGACUCAUCAGACUGCUUCCACUACGGCCCCGCCGUGCGCAUUGUGAGCGGCAACUAUGUCACCGGCAAACGGCGAGGAGUGAUUGACGGCGUCGAUUUUGGGGCCACGGGCUCAGUGCGUUUUGUGCAAGCGGACGCUGUGAGGCAGCAGCUGGAGUUGGGCCAUGUGGUGCUGCUGUCCAGCCUGGCAUACUCUGCAGCGGGCGAGGUCCUCAACUGCAACUCGUAUGAUGUGGCCACGCACGCCGCCAUAGAGCUGGGGGCUGACAAGUUCAUCUGCGUGCUGGACGGCCUGCCGGACAUGCAGCUGCCGCAGUGGCUGCCCCUGGGUGACGCUGAGAAGCUCAUCGGCGACCGUGCCCAGGUGCGGCCUGGUGCUCUUAUCCUGCAAAGAGAGAGAACCCCACCUAGAGGUCAUCUGGCUGACGAUGAUGCCGGCCACGGCGCCUGCAAUGUCAUGCGCUACACUCAGAAGGCAGUCAACGGCUCCAUCAAUGAACUGGAGUUUGAUCUUGACUGCUGGAAGGCGAUGCACAUCCCCACGGGGCUGCUGGCGUCGGUGGUGGCUUGCAAGAAUGGGGUGAAGCGCGCGCACCUGGUGAGCGCCUACAUUGAGGGCGGCCUUAUCCUGGAGCUGUACUCGCGCGACGGCGUCGGCACCAUGAUCUCCACCGACUUCUAUGAGGGCAUCCGGCCGGCAAGGCAAUCGGACCUGAAGGCAAUAGAGGAACUUCUGGCGCCGCUGGAGCGCGCGGGCAUCACCAAGCACCGCUCCAAAAAGGCCCUCAUGGCCGACAUCCCCCACUUCACCGUUGUCGAGCGCGAGUCCAAGUUGUUGGCCUGCGCGCUGCUGGUUGAGCUGGGUGCGUCAUUGGAUGGGGUGGAGUGCGGCGAGCUGGCGGCCUUCUGCGUGCACCCCUCCUACAGGGGCUCCGGCCGGGGCGACUCCCUGCUGGACUAUGUGGAGCAGCAAGCGCGCGACAAGGGCAUCCGCCGACUGGUGCUGUUGACGACUCGCACAGCAGACUUCUUUGAGCAACGCGAUUUCCUGCAUGCUGGUGUGGCCCACGAGAGCAAUCUGUUGCCAGAUUCCCGCCGAGCCAUUGUGGACCCGGCUCGGAACUCAAAGCUUUACAUCAAGGCUCUGUUCGAUCUUGAUGAGGCUGCUCCCCGUGCUGGGAAACGGAUUGGUUUCUGAGGAUGCUGCCUCUGCCUGCCUGGGGGCAUUGUUUUCUGUGUCAGAGCAAUGCAUGCAUCCCAUCACAGCAAGUUCACCCAAUUGAUGCCACGUAUUUGUCCAGGCUUGUUACCAGGCUAGUAAUUCAGCGUUUGUUUCCUGAUUGCCUUGCCAAGAGUGUGAGAUUCAGAACACUGCUGCACGUUUGCAGCACAGAUUUCUAAUUGUAUUGGAAUGUAUGUUUGAAGUGCUGCCUACCAUUCUAUGCAGUGCUCGUUGGGAAAGUAGUUGAACUUUUGCUUCUGAAUCGCAGUGAGUCUUUGAUUGUGAGCUGCAUUUCAAGAGUUGUAAGUUGUCGCUCCUGGGAC